Molecule: messenger RNA, 24161 nt
Organism: Paramuricea clavata
Lineage: Eukaryota; Metazoa; Cnidaria; Anthozoa; Malacalcyonacea; Plexauridae
Source: the annotation of a GenBank genome assembly
CAAGCCUGAAGGUUGAGUUGUAUCUUUACUUCUUGAUUUCUAGUUAUAUCCUCUACUAUCUAAAUACCUCAAUCGUCGGGCAGUAAAUUCCCAUGCACCCUACGUUAUGAAAUUUCUUCAACUUUAUGCACCCUACGUUAUGAAAUUUCUUCAAAGUUCAUGGAUAAAGCCAGGUAAGGGGUCACAUACACAGCCAGGACUCAGGAGCAGUGGCUGCACAACUCUUACUUUAUCUUUCAAGAACUUUUGAAACCUUAGAUAAUAAUAAAAAGCUUUAUUUAAAGAAGGCUAAGUAUUCACAAAAUACGCCAGUUUAGUUUAAUAUAGCCAUAUGUAAUCUAAUUCCGCUACCACUGGGUCGACCUCAGUGACAGUGCCAUUACUGUUCGACCUUCUAAAAUUAUUAAUCAAUUAAUAUGUAUAUACAGCCGUUUGACCCAAUUACAAUAACAUUCGCCUGCCCUCGCUUCCCCCUCACCUUUUACAAUUGUAAACAGCGCCGUAUGCAGGAUUUUUUUAGCAGGAGGGCAGUAAGGCCUAUAUCAGAAAAAGUCCCACAUACACUUACUCAAUACCACUUCGUGUAAGGAACACAUAGAUUAGAUUGUCAUAGACAUAGUUUGAGGUCAAAAUAAGUAAGGGACCGGUCAUAAAGUAACUGCUAGGAUGUGCCGGAGGAAAUAAGGAUGCCAUGGAAUUAUUUUCAUCAGUUUGGGUGGGCCAUCAAUUUGUUUUUUGACGCAAAUGAAUCAGGGCCAUGAAACACACUCGGAAACACAUAUACUGAUAUAGCCUGUUUGCACUGAAUUCAUACAUUACUAUAACUUAACUACUACAGUGCAUGGUUUGAUCAAAGUGACUGCUAUAGCCUAUACUGACUAUACUGUGCAUGUUCAGGAUGGGACGUGAAAUUUUUCCAAUGACCUACGAUGGGCUUUGAAAUUUUUUCUAGGUUCUCAGGAUGGGCCAAUGGGCCAUCGGGUUUAUUUUCAAAAACCUAUUUUUCCCUCCGGCCCACCCUAGCAGUUUAAUACUUUAUGACCGGUCCCUAAUGUUAAAAACUAGGGUUGGAUAUGUGUAUGGUUUCAUCUAGAAUUAGCUACUCACACCGUAUACGAACACUAAAGUAACCUUUGGCUUUGCUAUUUGCCUUUGGAACAUACAAUAUAUUUUGCGCACACAUAUUUGAACAAUUUUGACUAUACAAUUACAAAUAUACGCUAUUUCUAUUAUUUACAAAUUAGAAAGUGUUUGUGUUUUGUACACACAUAACAACAUUGAAUAUGUCUGGUAGUGGUACACCCUGGCCGAGCCUGCGAAGACAGGAUCUAUUUAUAUCGAUAGACGAUAUAAUUCUGUAUUCGGCGGGCCUAGCCUGCGAAUACAGAAUCUAUUUAUGUCGUUUAUUCCACUGGAGGUAAACGUUUACCUCCAGUGGAAUAAGCGAUAUAAAUAGAUUCUUUAUUCGCAGGCUAACCGCUGACCACAAUGGAAAUAUAAUUUUAGUAUUUUUGCACAAGUGAACAUAACAAACCCUACAAGUUGAUUGGUGAAUAUAACAAAAUCGAAAUUUUCAAAAUGCAGGUAAUAAUAUGAACCUUGAAAAUCUCAUUGUUUACAUCAAAUCUGAAUUCACAUAUCUCAAAAGUAGGCGGAAGUGACCUAUCCUGUAUAAUUUCACUAUGGCCCGCGAGCGACUGGUUCCAAGAGUUCACAUCUUGAGGUAUGGCAUAUAGUAAAAAUGCUAUUGCGAAACUGGUAAAUUUUAAGAUUUUGAUCGCCAUUUACAAAAAAACUGCAGGGUGAACCCGCAAGAACUUUUUAGAUUUGGAUUCAGCGUCAUUUAAUUUAUAAGAAUAUGUAUUUUUUUAGUUUAAAGAGGUGUGCAACGAAACUAAACAUUUUGGGACCCCAGACGACGGCCUAUUAUGCUGAUAAAGAAAUAAGCGAAAUUAAUAAAUUCAGUCCCAAAAAAAACACAAAAAUACUAAAACAAUUAUUCGCCUCAGGCUCGGUGAUUAUCGGGGAAUAUUCACCUCGACUUCGUCUCGGCGAAUAUUCCCCGAUAAUCACCUCGCCUUCGGCGAAUAAUUGUUAAAUGUUUUAAGGAAACAUUGGAUAUAUAUAUAUAUAUACGCCAAAUAAAUAUUACACGUCAUGGGCAUUACUAUAUAUGUUUAGUCUCUUGACAGUCUUGUUCAAAAUGUUCAUUCCUCGCUUCCUAUCAAGCUCAAGAUUUAAAACUAAACGUAUAUGUAAUGUUUAAUAUUUUUCUUUACAAAUAUUUCCCCUUCAUGUCUAUAGUUAAAUUUAAAGGUUUUUAACCGGUUUAAGGCGCAUGCACCGUCCCCCAAGCCAGGUGAGUUUUGCUACGUUUUUUUGACAAUUCCGACGCAGUCACAGAUAAUGUUCAAGGCAAUUUAUUUCUCUUCAAGCAUUUUUUGUAAUCCUUCGUUGCUUUCCACUGGCAGUAGCCAUCUUUGCCUCGGUAACAGAACUGCGUGGUUUUGCGGCAAUCUAUCUGUGGAGGGCGGAAUUGAUUCACGUUCCAGUCGCAGAAUUCCUUGCUUUUAGUAGUUGUGUUCCAGUAAACUGUUCUCACUUUACACCCUUGUUUGCAACCUUUGGCGUAUUUCCUGCGUAAGCCUGUAGAGAAAAGAAAAUAUUAAAAAAUUAGUAUUCUCCUACUGGCUUACUGUAUUGUUUUUGUACUGUAUUUUAUCACUGCUAAAUCAUGAGCAGUAUACACGCGUAAAAAGCUCGCAGAUUGUCAACCAGAUUGUUCCCAGUUGUUCACAAGUCUGAAACAAGUUGUAACAAGGUUGAUAAGGCCAACAGACUCGUAACAAGUUGUUCCAACAAGACAACAAGUCUAUACAUUGACAUUGUCUGUAUGCAUGUAUGUAUGUAUUGUCAACAAGCUCGUAGCAACUUGGUCCAAACAGCUAUAUGUUUAAUGUGUUGUAGCAAAUCUGUUGCUGUUGUCAAGUUUGUAACAACUGGGAACAAGCAGCGCGAAUACUUCCUGAUAUCGGCUUGACAACAACCUUAUUACAACUUGUUUGCAGAUUUGUAACAAUUCUUUUAAAUAUCACUAUCCCAAUACUAUAUCUAAUGUCAUAAUGAUCAAUAUUAUUGUACUGGCACUAUACACUCACCUCUUCUCAUGAUUUUCGUGAUACUUGAUUCGACCAUUGUAUUUCCAAGAUUUGCCAUCAUUUUCUGAGAACUUGCAGGCAUCAUUGUGUCGUUGCGGUAACGGAACAUUUUGCCAAAGAAAACACACUUCUCAUUCUUUUUGAAUUCCUUUUGGUACAUUCCUAUAAAAUUGAUUAGUAUAUAGUUAAGAUAAACAUGCAACAUUAUCAAUAUGAGAAUUUAGAUAACAUUAAACGUGUUUUAUAUGGGUUGGUCGACACUGUUUUAUCUGUUUUUACUGUCGUAAAAGAUUAAUAGUCAGAGAUGAAAAUAGACAAUAUGCUUUGAAAUUGAUUUCAAUGCAUGUUAAAAAGAGAGCAUGUUGCCUCGUCGUUUGUUACUUAAAGGUGAGCAUUUGUAAUUAAGAUGAGUUUAAAUAAGCUAAGUAUCUACAACUAUUCAUGCCCAAUUACCAACGAGUGUAUAUAGAUGUUAACGGACAUGGUAUAUGACUUACCAAGUUGAAUUCCCGCUUCAAUUUUUGUGGCUGCAGAAAACGAAUCGACAGGAGUGUCUGUAUCUCUUUGUAAUUUCAUCAUUGGCAUCAUCAUUUUCUCUCCCUUGUAAAUACGUUGAACUUCAACCAUUUGUUUCUUGGGUUGCCUGUUUCCGCCAGGCACCAUACGUUUUGUACGACCAGCAUUGUUGUCUUCCACCAUUUGCAUCGCUUUAAACUUGAACACUGCAGAGCAAAAAUGAGAUUUAGGUAAAUACGUCUAAACGCUGAAUACUGAGGAUAUAAUAUUUCUAAUCAUGUAUUCAUCUUUAAUUCUUUCAACUUUAGAAAGAGUGAAAUAAAAUAGUUGGGCGUUAUCCUAUGUAAAAUGCACAUAAUAAAAUCAUAUUUUUCUCAGAAUUGGGACAGCUAUUUUUGUCAUCAAUUGUUUUUCAAGUAAAUAGUACCAAAUGCCAAAAAUCCAUGCUGUUCAACAUAUGUUCCCACUUUAUAGGUCACAACCCAGCUUAGUGCGCGAGGCCCAUCCCAAAAGCCGGCAACCGUAUCAUUUACGUUUAAUGCGUCUUUAUACAUAACCUAAUUAAAUUGAUGCCAAAAACGCACAGAGGCAAAUUGUCUUACAAAGCGGAAACAGCACUUUUCAACGGAAUAAAUUCGAAAAACAAAAUCGGCGUGCCAUUGAAUGGACCGGAUGAAUUAUAGCAUUCUCUUUUAUACUAGUAUUUUAAUUGAUCUAAUCUUCUUGAUCUUACGAACGUCCUGUUGUCCCAUAUAGCAAGGUUUCUUAUGAAUUUACGUAAAAUUGCAUUAGAGGAUUUAGAAUAGUUGAAUACGUCAGUGAUUAAAAUCUAAAAACGAUUCACGAAAACGUUAACUUUUGUCUCAGAAGCUACAGUAUUUAGCCUCGUAUCAGCCAGAAUGGCAUGAUUGUAGGUGUAGUUAUUAGAUUAUUGAGGGUGCGUCAAAGAGGGCAAGAGAGUUGACAAUCAAUCUCGCAAUUGUUUGACAAUCAAUCCUCGCAAUUGUUUGACUGUAACCAGUGCCCGGUUUAUUUAGUGCUGCCAAUGUUCUCUUAUGUCAGUGCCAGUCUUAUUCGUCUUUCAACCACGAUUUGGAAUCUCACCAGAAACUCUAGUGACCCAGAAAGGUUCUCUUGUUUUUACUUCUUUGUUGACAGAUGCUUUUGAAGAUGGAGUAAUUGAAUUUCAAUUCCAAAACAUUUUCAAGUUUUUCACAAUUGCACAGUUUUCUCUGCAUUACAUAAGUCACAUACUUUCCGGUCAAAUUUUGCAAGUGUUUUUUUUGUUUUUUUAGGAAAACCCCAAUUUCUAUUCACUUUUUAGCGCGAACAUUUCCCUGUUGCUGCCUUUGAAGCUUUUGUAAAGAACUGGAUGUAAUGGAUAUGCUGUAAUACUGUGGAUUCCUAAUCAUAAUUUAACGGAUAAUUGGUACAUUUAAACGUGUACGCGAAUGUACCUAAUUUUUACUCAUUUUUAAGUGAAUAAUGACCAUUUGUUUUCUUUACACCAUUGAACCAUAACCAAAACUUUCUCCGCAAAUAUUGAACCUGGUGGGGUUUGAGUUAUCCGAUUCAGCUUAACUGUGACAGGCUGUGACAAUUGCUCUGUGCUGUGGUCAGUGUUGGGUUCUUAUAACGUAAACAUGUGCGGGUCAAUAGAACGUUCAAUCGUUGACAAAAAUCUAGAAACCUACUGUAAUAUAAUUAUUAGGAAGGUCGGAAGGAUGUGGCUUGUUAAAUCGUGGUUAAUAAUUGUUCUAUUUCAGUUUAUAUCUCGAUAUCUCGUGAUUUGAUUUAGCCAAUUGUCUUAUCUUGUUGACAUACGAGAUAUGGGAAAAUAUAAACAUUUUGAAGAUGAUGGUCUCCAUCGCAACUCUGAUCGUCUGAUGCUCAUUGUAUCAUUUGUCUCAAGGCUGUCUUUAGGGAAACAUGAAACUAUAUUAAUAUAUCUGAUAUACAAUAAUAAUAUAUUUAUUCCAUUACACCAUUACUGGUUCAUAGGAUAUACUACAAUAUAACAGAUACAUAUACAAACAAUAAAACUAUAGCUAAUACUUAAUUACAAACACUACAGUCAGAGAAAAUCUUGGUUAACUCGUAAAUGUAUCUGGCUGUACAAUUUGUUAAACUCUUGUCAUUCAUGGAUAUACAAUAAAGAAACAGGUCGUUUUUACCUAGUGAACUAAAACAACUAUUAAUUUCCAGUAUCUCUUUCAGGAAAUUUUCUUUGAGAUUUUCUAACUUGUAAUUUUUACAAUUUAAAAAAUAAUGAUAUUCGUCACCUAUAUCAUUUGAAUCACAAAUUGGACAUAGGCGUAACUUAUGGUCAAUAUUAGCAUAUCGACCGACUUCAACUGGAAAUCUAUGUGCAGAUAUCCUAAACCUUGUAACCGCUUGGCGGUGUUUUACAUUUCUGACCGAAGACAAAUAACUUUCAACAUGCCAAUUUGGUUUUACAAGGCUUAAGAUUCGUAAUUUGUUGCACUGUUGAAUCUGAUCUUUCCAUAUGGUAUUAUAUCUAUUACAUAAUUCAUUCUUAAUAGCUUUAGCUAAAUUACUAAUAUCACUUUUAGACUGAAUUUCAUAACUGCUCAAAGGUUCGAAAUCACACAUAUGUAGUAAGAAAUCAGAGAAUUUCACACCCUGAUACCUUGAUUGAAUGCACACCUGUACUGCCUUACCUACUAAUUGCUUUUUGUAAUUUGGACUAUUUAUUCUUAACCAGUAUUUGAUAACUAGAGUUGAAAUUUGUACAGACAUUGGUAAUCUGCCUAGUUCAGCUAGCACUGCUAGAUUGGUAGAUUUGGGGUGGACCCCUAAAAUACGUUUACAAAAUUUUAAAUGUAGCUUAUCAAUAUCUGAAAUCACGUUGAAAAUUUUGUUCUUGAACAUAUCGGUCGUUGUCAAUCUGCCUAAGAAAUAUACUCCCCAUAUCUCACAACAAUAUAACAGAAUAGGGGAAACAAGAGUUGAGAAUAAUUUUAACAGCACCUUAACCGGAACCCUAUCAACAUUGGAAAAGUUUUUAAAAAUACUGUGGUAAGCCUGCAGUGCCUUAUUAUGCAAUCUCUUACGUGCAAGUAUAUUGAUACUUAAGUUAGACAAAAUAUACGUAUACAAAACAGUUCACUGUUUUAAUAGAAACAUACUCGACUGACCACCUGUCCAGGACCAAGGUCAGAGAGAGAUACGUCAUGGGACAUAUAGUCACCGAGAAAAAAUGUAAACAUGAUUGAAUGAUGACAGUGGUAGUCAAAAUACACAUCCAUAUGAUCAACUAUUAUGCAUCACUUAGGUCAAGACUGUCUCUGGGAAAUCAUAAAACAUGCUCAUUUCCCCCCAAGAAGACAGAAGUCGUGUUUUAUUACGAGUUUCAAAUCCUAACUGGUGUUAUGUGAAGGAUUGGAAACUUCUUACAACAUAUUCCAUGCAAGUAUAUAAGGUCGCAGAAAAUGGGAAAAAUGUAAACAUUUAUGGAUGGUAGUCAUAAUAUACCCAGAUGGUAUAUUUGCCUUGGGGAAAACCCUAUUGGGAAGCAUUCGAAUCAUGCAAACAUAAAAAGGAGAAAAUGUAUAUAUUGAUAAAUUAUUGUAGCCAAGACUAAGAGGAUGAUUAUGAGAGUGCAUGUGGAGCAGUCACGCGACUUUGGUUAGCUAUUCUUAAUGCCUUCCCAAUACUUUCAUGUGUUCUUUUUAAGUUAAGACAUAGUUGGGACAGUCGCCAAACUUUCAAUCUAGACUGCUUGAAAUGUCCUCUCCGCCAACUCUCAUCCCCGUGUAGGUCAACUCUGUCAGGGCUUUUAUCGUGCGAAAGAUUUUGCUUCCUUGUUUCACAGAUUUGUAAAACCUUUUUUGUUUUUACAAGGACAAGGAUGAUUUCGCGGUAUAACAAAGGUCUUAAAAUCUGGACUAUGCUUUAUACAGUAUAGGAAGUCUUUAUAUGAAAUUAGCAACCUAUAAUUAUUUCUAUUUCGUCGAUCAAUUACUGAAUGACUCGGAAAUGAAUUGCUUGAUUUUGAAUGACUAUCGAACUAGUGUUGCUUUAUAAUGCAAAUAAGUUUGCAAUAAGCAGGAAAACUGACCCCAUAUCGUGUAGUCACGUUUCAACGACUGUUCAAGUCAUAAACAAUAUCAAGGCACAAAGAAUUUUGGAAAGUUUCCUGUAUCAGACUAAAUAUCUGACGUUGUGAAAGCGGAUAUAAAGAUUUUAGCUUGAAUAUUAUUAAGAUUCUUUGUUCCUUCAAAUAAUUUGAUUUUUAGGGUUAUUUUAUUUGCUUGCUUUUACUAGUGGCUAUACCAUCAUCAAGUUAAAAAAUAGUUCGAAGAUGCUAUAAAUGUCAAAAUAUUUAAAAAAAUAAUCCAGUUGUGUUCCCUUAAUAUAUUUGACAAACAAGGGCCUAAAUUAGCUAAACUAGAAAAAUACGCGUCGUUGUUCGAUUGUCGGUUCAUCACUUUGACAUUGUGGUUGAAGAUUUGCGCGGUGUCCCCUUCGGUUUCGCUUGCACACUGCGCGCUUUUUACUCUGAGACUAUUAGCGUUAGACCAUAUAAUCCUAAAGAGUAUACAAUACUCAAUAGUGAUCGUAUAUUAAUAAGUAGUAGACAACCGCGCACGAAACUUUUGGCUUAUGAUAUUAUAACCAUCAACUAUACUGUAAAUGCAUGUGCGAAUUGAAUCUGCUUCACUAAUUUAUUUUAGAGCUUCAAGAAUUGCGUUGGACAGACAAAUCAGUUGACUGUAUCUGACUUUCUUAUCUGCGCAAUAAAUGACCUUGUAAACAUAACCGAAAUUAUUCGUCGCAUAAGGGAUCUGUUUACACAACUGCAGUUGAAUCGUUGCUUUCACAUGUUACUGCGACUUCGCACCUCGUGCGCAAAUUGAAAAGUUUGGCACGAUUCAGUAUUGACAUAUACACAAACCUUCAAUGUACAAAUGAAACUAGUAAUUGUAUACUUACCAUAAUCCGCAUCGCAGAACAUUUUCUGUGGAUGAAUCAUCAUGAACGAUCCCUGCGCUUGUUGCAAUAAACACAGACAAGCCACGAACAACAUUAGACAUACAACACUACCCGACAUUUUGUAUUUUGCUUUAUUAUAGCUGUCUUUUGGUCUGUUCUCGGUAAGGAACACUGUGUCUGCCUUCUCUAGCGCGUCUCGUGGACUUUAUAAGUGAUGAACGGGCGUGAGUUCUCGAGGGGCUGUGACGCAGGCAUCUCCGGACCGGAAGCCAGCAUGAAUGUUAAUGAAAUUAAUCAGCGAUUUAUUGAAUGUGAUCUUCAAGCACGGGUGAGGCUUUUCCGUAUGAGACAUAUGGUAGAAAUAUUCGUGAAACGUUGAGCAGCAUGGGAUGUGAUAUGAAAAUAUAUUUUAGGGUGGCAUCAAACUAAUCAGAUUAAUAAAAAACAUGAACUUUUGCAUGCAUUGUUUUAAAUACUUAAAAUACUUCCAGCUCAUUGAAAAAUUUAAUUUGCUAGUUUUACUAUACACUUACAAUUUAAGAUACUUAAAAGUUAAAACAGUGCAGAAAUCAUUUAGGUACAUACAUACAGAAGCAGCAACAAUUAAGGAAGCCCACACGGGAAGCUAAAAGCCUCUUUUUCUCCUGUAUUAGUUGUAAAAGUAAGGAUUUUUGGCACUCCAUUUGAGGUGGAUUCUAGAAGAUUUGGUUCGAACUGCAGGAUAGGUUUUCAGUCGGGAUAGUGCCAGUUGGUCACUUAGCCUGCUUGAAAUUUCGGCGAGCAACCACUGGUCGACGUCACUCUAAUAUUGAAUUUGCUAAUUUUUUACCAAAAUAAGCCGAGUAUUGUAGUAGAAGGAAAUUAAACUAAAUAUAAGAAUAACAUGUGAAAUUACACCCUUUUCAAACCUCGUGUAUAUGUAUAUGCAAUUUUUCGAGGUAUAUAUAAUAUAGACUAUAGUGAAUGCAUGCCGAAAAAUGCUAUGCCUGGCCCAUGCCAUGAUCAAGGAUGCUUGUAUAACAAGUGGAUUUGGUGGCUGGCCGACAUAGUCAGGUUUAUGUUUCAGACGAAUAUAGGAGUGAGUUCUCUGCAGUGAAAUACUUUCAAAAAUAUUUUUUGGGUGGUACGGUAGUGAAAGAGUGCGUGUUUUAUAAAUUGUUUAUACGUGUUAUUAUAGCCUUAUAUAUAGGCUUAGGCAUAAUUUUAAUCAUAUUUCUAUAGUAGGUUGGUCAUGGUAUUCCUAGUAGUCUAUGACUAUAUAGGUAAUCACUUUUUUCGUAUUCGUAAAAGUUGUUAUAAGCUUGUAAUAAGCUUUGCUAGCUGCACGAUCUUUUGAUAAUACGGCUUUAGCACCGUUUCAGCCAGAGAUAUAUAAUUAUGUAUUAUGAAAUAUUGGUACUCUUCCAGAUUGAUUUGCUAAUGGUGGUUUUAAGUCAUUAUUUUUAAUGAUCUCUUUGUUAUCGGAAUGGAUUAAACACUUAUGGGCAACUUGAAAAGCUGACAAAGUAUGACUAAAAUCUUAAUCCCCACUUCACAGUUUACACCACUUUAGUAUAAAGUCAGCACCGGCAAAAUUGAAUAUAAAAUAUGCUAUUUUUAAAAUGCUCAGCUUUGCCUUUACCCGAAGAUGGAAACUGUGAAAAUGGUAACCAUUUAACUCAAUGGGCGCAGUUACCGGCAGAGAAAUAUGCAAAACUUGUAGUUUUAGAUCAGUAAGAAUUAAGGAGUGACUUUUACCAAUUAGGACUACUUUGCUGCUCGAGUACCCCACUUUAUGUUGUCAUAAGACAAGUAGUAAUAUUCGGCGUAUCUGCAUGUACAGCAAAUUAGAAUUAAAACGAAUUUUAAAAAAAUGACUGCAUGAUAUGGAAUCUGUUGGUUAAAAACACGAGAGUAUACGUGUAUGUACUAUAUAGUGCUACCUGUCGUGGUAACUAUAUUUUUCAUAUUUUCAAACGAUUCGAUCCGAAUUUCAUUGGCCAAGGCGCGGGCGUGAUAACUCUCUGAACUAAUUAUGCGUCUAAAACAAACAUGAAAAUGUUUGCACGCUUCAUGAGGUUGUAGUAGCUUUCUUUGUUCGGCGUAUUGGUUUCCAUUUGGUUUCCAACUGUCGUGACUGAAUCAUGUUCGACGAUGUGAAGAUUAUGUCUGGAUUGUGUGUUUUCUGAUUGUAGAGAUAUAUUGACAGUCUAUAACAUCAGUCGCCUUGGCAUCGUCACGGCCGUUUACGACUUGUAAGGCUUAAUGGAAAACAUUUGCGACUACUAAUUUGGUACAUGAUGUCUAGGAACAUGGGCUUCACCCAUGUUUUCUGAAUAUUUUUCCACUUAACGUUGUGCUCUCGUGUCAAAUAUUCCUGAACGUCCUAAUUCAAGAGCAAAGGCGGGACUAUACGGAAACGCGGUGUCCAUAUUGACGACAUUUGGCAGUUCAUUUUGACUACAUAACACGCAUGUUUACUCACCCUAUCUUAUUUUUAGAACUUUAAUCCUAACUCCAGGCCCAGUUUUCAAUAAAUUUUGGUGAAACUAUAUAGGUUUUAGUAAUGAGGAAAUUCGGUAGUUUCCGGAGAAUUCUUUUCUAAAAGCGAUAAAACUUGGUACCAUUUUAGAUCGGUUUAGCGGCUAUUGUUAUAAAUGCAUGUAUAAAUGCGGUUUCUGGAUAUUCUGGCAAAAAUAUGGUUAAAAUUGUGAACAUGUUUGGAUGUUUCUACCAACGUUAGUGACGCAACAGAUAUGCGUGACGUAUUUUUGGGGUUGUUGAAGUUGGAACGUAUUGUAGAUCUUUCAAAGGACUAUGCUGAUAGCGAGUGGACGUGACUGACGUCAUAUACUUGGCGUUAUUUAAUUUUUACUAAUCCAUUAUUUAGGGUAACACAGAAAAACUUUCUGGGAAAAGGUAUAGAACAAGAUAAACACACUUCUUCCUGCGGCUUCUUCUAUUUUUAGACAAUUUUAGUUCUUUUAUGUAUUUUAUAAACUUUAUACUUUCACUAGUUAUAACUAUAGGGGUCUUAAAUAAAAACCUGUUAAGGUUUCUGGUAGGCCCCUUGUAUUAAAAAUUGUAAAUAUGUUAUGAUAUAUGGGCAAAAUUAAAAUUUAAAAAAAAAACACAAAAAAACCAAACCUCAAUAACAUCGAACAAUCACCAUUAUUAAUUACGGUUCAAUAUAGCAUGCAUACGCUGACAUAUAAACAUGUCAUUGCUUACUUCAACACUGAAGAAGUAAACAAUCCUGUAUUCCUGCAUGUCCUUGAAAAAUCGAGUUAAAAUUGUAAGUACUAGAUAAAACAUGAGCAGCCGAUCGAGUAACUCAAGUUUGUCUUAUAUAUAUAUACUCUCGAAGUCUCUUAUAUUGCAUGGCUCGAAGUCGGAUCCAAAGGACCAAAGAACUCAGCAUAUAAACCUGAAUUUCAACAGCUUCAAAACAUUUUUUACCAUUUUCCUGACCUGACCUGAACUAUGCCAUUGGCAUUGGACAUUCAAAGGGCUAGCCUCAUUUGGUCAUUUAUACCGAAACGUGAUGUCGUAGUGAUGCACUACACAAAAUGACGCGUUCGAAAUGAUUGAGGAAUUACAAAACCAUUAUAAUGCCCUAUAUUGAUCACAUUACGUCACAGCUAAGGGUGAAAAUUGUAACAGAAUACGUUAUUUUUUUAAAUCUUUGUUGUGCAUGACGAGGAAAUCUUGGCAUUCCUAGGAAUCUUAGCAAAAAUAGACUUAAAAGUUAAAACGUUUGUGACAAUUAAAACAUGGUACAAACUAGAAAACUACAAAACUCUGGUCGACCUUAAAGAGAGAGUCAUAAAUGCGUGGGAGGAUCGAGUUCAAUCCGAUUUUCUAGCCAAACUUUUGUCUGAACCCUAAUAUUAGCCAACGUACUGACCUACAAAAUCCCCUUCCCAGGAGGCAUGAAGGAGCGAAUUAGGCUACAUCCCCAGUCUACACCCACGCGGCCAUGACCGAUUCCAAUCUUAUCCCUUCACGACCCACCAAAAGCAAAGAUGUCUGGAUAACGCAGAAACCAAUGACAUUUAUAAUGCUACAGUGCAUGGCGAAGCUAGCCAUGCAGGGCAACUGGUCACAGCUAUGCCACAGGCUAGCAUGACCUGUUGCUAUGUCUAGCUUUGCCACUGAAUUUUAUGCUACACAAAGAAACGAAAGUUAUGAAAUUAGUUAAACAUUGUGAAAAUAUCAUAACAUACGCUCUUCUCCUUCAAUAAACUGAGGAACGAUGUUCAUACGCGUACAGGGAAAUGGUCUCCUUGACCUUGCUGAAAGAUUUGUUAGAUAUUUUCUAAUUUUCAAUCUAUAUCGGCAUCCCGAACAAGAAAUGUCAAGCCUGCAUGAACGUGUAAGGAAGUCUAUUCAAUUACAAAAAAGGCGUAGACGUAAUAAGACGUAAUACCAUAAAACGUAGGCCGAUCGACUAGUAAUUUAUUUGAAAUGUUUAGUCUCAAAUGAUUUCACCAAAACUUUAUAACUAUACUAACAUGCGUGGGACUCACUAAUGACCAUUGUUUAGAAGUAUUGUUUAUUAAUCUGUGUAUAAGAAGGAAACAUUUAGUAUUAUUAUAACACAUAAAUUAGGAAGUUGUCCACCACAUUGGAAUUGAUAGAAUUUUCUACAAUACAUGCAUGAAAACAUUUAGUAAGAUAAACCGCAUACAGAUUACAUUUUAUACAUGUUACGAAACAUAUACUUGCCGAAUAAACAUAGGAACGAAAGACACACAUGAUUGUUUGCCAUGCAUGCUAUUGCAUAAUACUUAAUAGAGAACUCAGAAACAGAACAAAGUAAAAAUGCGUGGAGAAAAAGAAAUGAAAACACGAUAUGACGUAUGUUUUUAACCAGCACUCAUUUGCUCUAUAUGUAUACCAUAGUUUUGUCAUGAGUUUUGUUGACUUAGAAGUUAUAUUGCCAAACAUGCAGUGGACAUUUGGUGAUUCAAGUCAGAAAACUCUCGCAGUCUCUCAACUACAUUAGCAUCUCAACCAGCUACUGAAGAUGAAUGGUAAAUGUGAAACUGAAAAAAGCACUGUUUAUUUUAGUUUUAAUUCUUAUUGUCAUUUUACACUAUUCUGCAUUUGUAUUAUUUAUUUAAAUUAUAUAUCUAUGACUACGAUUUAUUGCCAAAUGAUCGUACUAGCACAAAACUUGUUAUGAAUACGACAGAAGUUUUAAUUAUAAACAUGUUUCGAUAUUACUCAUGAUACAAAUAAAACUUUGUUGCAUUCAUCAAAAGUUGCAAUGCCAAUGAGUUUAUGGCAAAGUUAUAAAAGCCUUGUUUGAUAUACUCUUCUACUAAAAAGGCAUUGACCAUUGUGAUUUGUGUACAUCAAAACAGGUUCUAACUUUGCCAAGACGCCACAUUAGGGCACAUAUCUAGGAAUUUUGAAGAUUUACUUUCUUUCUCAUGGCUUUACUUUAAUAUUGAAUACUGUGUAUUGGAUUAUAUCUAUUGAAGAACAACCACUUUAAUUAAUAAAUAUUACAUAGAUCUUAUCAAAAUUUGGCAUCAGAAAUUUGUCUAUAUAUAUAUGAUAUCAAUCUUGUUAUUCCAGAUCACGAAAAUCCGUCUGGGAAAAAUGUGUUUGAAUUUUCUCGAUGCUGAUUGUUUGUUGGCCAAAUUUUCGCGUGAUGUUGAUGUAACGUGAUAUGUGAGAACCACUACAGUCUACACGCAUUAACAUUCUUGGCUGAAGUUCAAACAAGGCGAACAGAGGUUAUUAUAAUUGAUGAUAUACUUGCCGGAAAUAGGCAGGCAGGGAAGAGGAAUUAUGUGAGUGUUCAUCUAAAUUUUUUUGCUCAAGUGUUUUUUUACCAUUUGUCAUUUGAAGAGUUUACCAACUAUGGCUAUGCAUGACUAUAUACAUAAUGAAUAAUGGUGUAUUCCCCUUUUAACUCCACACAUUAUAUUUUUUUAAUACAGUUAUACAGAUUACACUAUUCAGAAAAUCCGUUUUUACCAUUUGAAAAACCGUAUAUUUUACACAACAAUGAACAUGUAAACAUUAUUUUUUACGUAUAAAGUUCCGGUUGUAUAAAUGUUCCUGUUGUUAGAAAAUUAUCAGUAAUACAGUAUAUUUCUUGAGCGUGAAUAAUUCUUUUGACAGUUUGUAUGGUUGCAUUUUUCUAUAUACUUUCACUGUAGCAACUUUCACUCAAGCAACACUGAUCUCUAACAAUUAACUGAAUACAUAACACUAUACAAACUGAUAUACCAUUUUUUGGUCUUAUAAAGUGCAUGCGUUUAAUCUUACAAUUUUCAAUCCUGAGUCGAUCCUUUUUCUCUCGAGUGUUGAACUGAUUGAAUCGUUAAGUUAAUUUAAGAUGGGAAUAAACUAAUUUAAGGUGGGAUAAAGAAAAGAAAUGUCCGUUUUAUAUUUUUCAAUAGUUCUAUUUGUUUUUUACGUUGUCGUUGAGUAACACCACACAGUUUGGACGUUUUAAACAAGCCAAUCAUAUGAUGACAAAUGGAGUGAGAAAACCUCACAGUGUUCAUUUAUGUUUCAAAUAAACUAAAUAAAACACCGAAAUAAUUAUGAUAAUAUUUGUACAAUAUUUAUUUAUCCACGGAAAUUGGUUGUUUUUAUAUAGGAAUGUUCAUGUCUCUAUCUUUGCAAAGUUUUAUAAAGUUUUUAAUUUUUGCACAAUGUCAAUGAAAGCAAGGAGCCAAAAUUUUAUCGCAUACUCAGUCUCCAAGCACAAAGAAAUUUAGUUCUGUGUUAAUUAAAUUUUCUGCUCAUAGUGACAUCAUUGAUAAUGAGACGACCACCAAGGCAGAUUGUCGGAGUGAUUUUAUAAUUUAUAAAACCGGGGUUUCAUUCAAGCUGCUUAUCAUUGUUGGGGGUUGAUAUUUUACGAGGAUCGUCCCUUGUCAUGCAACGCCAGCACAGUUAGUUACAAUGAGAUGAAUAAAAGGUCACCCUGGGUUAUGUAGAUUAUGCAAUAAUUUUCAGACACACCUAUAUGUUGAUUAAUAAAUUAAAGGCAUUUACCCUUGGGGUCGGGCGGCCCUUGUAUGGGGAAGAAAAAUUGCGAAUUUACACAGCAUGCAAACAUUCGAUUUCAGUCCAGGUUAUAAGUUUUCAUUGGUAUUGACUAUUGGCCAAAUGCCUGCAGGUAUAGAAAUCCGGCAAUGCGCUGAAGGGUUUAGUCUUUCUUUUACCAAUAUAGAUAUAGUUAAUUCCCGGUGAAACGAGAAUAAGAGUUCACAUAUUUCAAGUUCUAGAGUCUAGAUUAACAAAAUAAAGGUUUGAUGAAUCUAUGAAUGUUCCAAUCACGUUGCAACAGAAUGGAUGAUAUUGCUAACUUGGGAAAGCUAAAGCUAGCCAAGGUCACGUGAGAUCUCAUGCACUCUAAUUAAUCUUAUUAUACUCGUUUGGUCCCAGGCUUGAGAAUGAAAACUAUUUCAUCUUUGUCAAAACAGCUAUGUUGAGUGAAAAUAAGCUUAAUUUGGGUUUGUUUGACAUUUACGGUAUAUAUUAAGAAGGACAGGAAUAAAACUAGAACAGAAAGCUUCAGUCGUUCAGAGGCAGAGCAAUUGUUGAAUUUUGUUGAAUUUUGAAAAAUAGUUUCUAUACGUAUUGCUCGUUUGCAAUCGACGCCAUCUUGGUUGAUUUUCGUGGCAACUAAAAAUCUGUAUUCUUCAUUCUUUGUCGUAUUGUGCCAGAAAUUGUAAACUAUCCAUAAUACAAUAAGAUGUUUUCAAAACAAACCAAAAAUAUUAAAGUAACUCAACCAUUUCGAUGUUAAAUGGUUGGACAAAACUUUAAAAUCAACCAAGAUGGCGCCUAACGACACGUAGUGACGUCAUGUGCAAGCAAAGAAUACAUUCCAAACAAUCGUUUUUCUUCAGUUCAUCUGAUCGCUGACUAUAAGUUCUCACUCAGGAAUGGCCAAGAAUUAAGAUUCACUAUAUGAUAGAAAAGACCAGUAUUAUGUUAAAUUAAGUCGUUUUAACACUUAAUCAUCUGUCAACCGAUUAUUGCUCUUCAUCUACCGUUAAUUCCAUGCCACCCUGAGAAUUUCAACAACUAAUGCAUGUGACGUAAAUUUGGGAGAUCAUGAAAGAUCUACAUUCUACGAGUGUCGCAGCUGCACUUACUUAUGGGUGCGACUUAAAAAAUAUUUUAAUUUAAUCCAAUAUAAAAAAUACCAAAUAGAAAGUUUGGAAACUUAAAGGAGUCAAUAUACCAGACAAUUUGACAAUACAUGCGGCUUGCUUUGUCUACUAUGUCAAUAUUUUAUGUCUAAGACUUAGGGGCCCGCCAAUUAUGCAGUUAUUCCAAUUCUCCAUUAUCAUAUCCCAUUCAUGUUUACCAUUUGAACUGUCAAUUUGUAACCUUAAACUGGACAGUCUUGUAUAGUAUAUGGAGCAGACAAGCAUUCUUAUCCAUGUACAGUAACCACUAACCACAAGCUGGGAGAGGGGGGCAUAAGUAGCUCUUGGAGUCUUGGUUUGUAAUCAUGUAUGACCAAUAGGCAAUAUUAUAAUUUAUAUCGUUGUGCUGACCAGAAACCUGAUAUGGAAUGUACAACUUUCAGAAGCUGAGCGAACAACAUUGCUCCGUUGCAAUAAUUCCUCUGAACUGAAUACCAUUCCUAAAAGGAACAGACAUAGGUGUUUUUUUCACAUUGCUACGGAAACAUAGCCUGAUGUAUGAAUAGCCAAAUACAGUCACGUGCAAAUCACAUGCAUAAACAUAUCCCGAAUUUCUCCGGAGGUAAAAGAUUUCCAAUGUUAGAGAUUUCCAAUCCAGUAAUCAACUUCAGUAAACUGUUAAGGUGCAAUUGAACUAGAUAAAAAAGCUAUAAACCUCAACAAUUGAGGUUUCAAUAAUAUAUAAAACUGUUGAGUUGUGAUGCACUAUGAUGGUUAUGCAUAUGGAGGAAAUGCAUGGGGAAAGCAAAAGAUGAGGAAUUUCCGAAGGCAUGUCUGUGUCUGUGAAUUACAAUCAUGUUGUGCUGGAAGGAAGACGUGUGCUGACGAAUUGUUUGAAACUCGGAUGCAGUUCCAGUUGUUUGUGAGGCCGGCGCACUUGAAUGCAAGGCCAAGUUGUGGUCACAUGAUCCUUUCAUAAUACCGUUUUAUUUUCGAAUGAAAAAAGAAUAUAAUGUCUGUAAUUAUAUCACAAAAUAUAAUGAUUAUUGUUAAAAAUUUGUACAAAUACUAAUAUGUACACCUAAUUAAAACCUGGAAGCUCCUCACUCGCUACAGUCCCAAGGGAACACAAAGUUCUCCAUAUAUAGAAAUAAUAGAACCCCUAUUCUCCUUGGCUUGGAGAAUUCCUCUUCCUAUAAACAACAAUGCUUGACCUCUCCUAUUCCGAACGGCCUCAGUCUAUAGAAUGAAACAACAACUCUUUUGUACAUGAAAAUCAUUUAGCUGAAUCUUAGUUUUCCUGCAUCAAUCCAUCAUGGUUAUAAAUAAAGCCGAUGACAAAACAAAUAUUUGAAAAUCUUGUAGACCGUUAAUUGCGGCACUCUUGAUACAAUACUUGAAUAACUUGAUGCGCAAAUCCGCUAUAAACCACUUUAUAAUAUCAAUUCCAUGUUUAUAAAUUUUGAAUAGCUAAUGAGUAAAUAUAUAUACCUUGUUUUAGGCAUGACUAUAGGGUAAAAUUAAGAUAUUAAGAUCAUUACGAAAUCCGAACACACUUGUGAGUCUUCGAUUACGUUUCAGUAAGUCUUGUCAACAUACAUUUCCUUGUCCAACACUAAGAAAUGUUUAGAUUCGGACCAACAAUUAAAGCGUGGGAACGGUAUAUUAACGAAAAUCGUUUUAUCGACCCCAUACGUUGCGAAAAAUCUAGAAUCUUUGAACUUUUUAAUUUUCCUGCUGAUUUAUAUCAGGUGCAACUGUUUCUUGCAUCCGGAUUUGAUAUCGAUAGCCUUAUUGACUCUAUAGACUUGACUGCUGCAUGGCAAUGCUUAACAUGGUAAACCAGUCUAAAACUACGCCCGAUAAUUAAACUCCACAAGAAAUUUUAGUACAAUGGUCAAUGCUGUAUAUGUUUUAAAAACAUGUUAGUUACUUUUUACAACAAAUAUAUAAAUAUCACCGUUAACAAAUUUGUAGUAAACAAAGUUCAUAACUCUGUUUGUGUUAUAUUUACAAUAAAAAUUCACAGUUCCUUUUAUUUCUGACAAGAUAAAACAGCUCCCUUCAACAUGUCCUGCAAUAAGUUGACGUCAGGUAACAGGAAUUCAGAUUGACCCUUGGUAAAUCCUUUUGUUAGAUCAAUAAAAUUCUGGAACUCUUCAACAACUUCGCGUAAUUUUGUCUCAGUUUUCCUACGAAUUUUUUCUUUCUGUGAAAGUUGAUGUUUUAUGUCUUCAUAUUCGGAAUCUUGGUGUGUAAUUUUUUUACGAAGUUUGUCCAUUUCAGCCAAAUGCGUUUCCUCGCAUUUCCGCAACUCUUCCAAAGACAUCAGAUGACAUCUUUUCUCAGUCUCAGCGAUAUCGAUUCUUGCUUCUUCUUCCAUUUUCAAUUUCAGUUUUUUCAAAGCUUCCUGGUAAAUGUUUGAACAGAAAAAAGUUAACGUUGUGUUAACCGCUUGUUUUUCAUAUUAAUUAUUGAAUAUUGAGCUGAUGUGAUGUGGGUAGAGUUACGCCUAUUCUCAUCUCUCCCAUUGCCUCAGUGCCAGCUUUCUUGGCUAGCGGAACCUUCAUUAGUCGAGACUAUUGUCGCUCAAUGGUUUAAUUAACACAAAAGAAAAUGUAUAUAUUAGGCCUAAUUUAAAACGUGUUCUUCAAGACGACUACUUCCCUAAGAUUAGAUGGGUAUGUUUUUAAGACAGACAGCUUCAUUGAGACAGAAAAUUCUCAAAAUCGGAUUUUGAAGUGUUCAUUAAAUUCGUCAAAAAAGAUCCCACUGUACAUAAUAAGUUUAGCAAUUAUUAGCUGUUACCUAUGAGAUUAACAAAUGAGGAUUACCUGUCUCAGAGCUACAAAAAUAUAUACAGAAACAUAGGCUGGGAUAUGAAUAGAAAUGAUAUCCAACUUACAGCUUUUUCUUUCUCAGCUUCCAAGAUAAUCUUCUUUCGUUUCGUCUCCUCCACAUCUGCUGUUCUUGCUGCCUCCUCCACAGCACUGCCGAUUUCUUCCUCUCUUGCUUCACGAAUUGCCAACAUUUUUUCCACUUCAAAUUCUAUUCUGGCAUCAUGGAGAGCGUCUUUCAGUUGAACUCGAUAAGCUUGGUUGGCCUCUUCGAGGUGCUGUUGGGCCUGUUUCUUCAUGUAGGCUUCCACCCUCCUGCAUUCUGCUUUUACUGCUUUUUCCUGAUGAGUCAAGGUAGCCAUGUAUUAAAACAUGUGCGUGCAGAAAGUAAUGGUGGUUGUGAUGAGGAUGGUUGUAAUGAUGCUGGUGGUGAUGAUGAUGAUAAUGAUGAUAGUGGUGGUGAUGAUUGUGGUAAUGAAGGUGGUAAUUGUGAUGAAUGGUUGUGAUGAAUGGUUGUGAUGAAUGGUUGUGAUGAAUGGUGGUGAUGGAGAUGUUCUGGAGAUGAUAGUGCUAUUGGCAAUGAUGAUAGUGGUGAUAAUGACGGUGAUGAUGAUGGUGGUGAUGAUGAUGGUUGUGAUUAUUAUAUAUAUAUAUGGUGGUAAUGGUGAUGAUAAUUGUAAAGCCACAGAGAUGAAGGUGGAGAUGAUAGCAGUGGUGGUGAUGAUGGUGGUGACAAUUGUAGUUAUUGGUGAUGUUAAAGAUGGUGGUGGUGAUGAUGAGGGUGGUGGUAAUAAUGCAUGAUUGUAUUGGUAUCAUGUGGUGAUGAGUUUCAUGACUAAUAUUGUGCAAUAUUUACAAUAAAAUGAUCACCUUUUCUUUCUUAGCACUUUCCUGACUCAGUUUUAAUUCUUGUUGACCUUGUUGAAAUGUUUCCUUUACAGCUUGGUCUCGUUCUUCAUUUGCAAUCUGCCAAAGUCGUACUUCAAGUUCAGCCAGUGAUUCUUCUCUCAAUUUCUCCAACUCAGCACACUUUCUCUCAUAAACUUUAUUCCCAAAUUCUGUAUUCAUGAAGAAAACAAGCUAAAUUAGUUGCCGUGGUAACCGAUUUUGAUUGCAUGUAGCAUCAUUUCUCUGCAAACACAAAAGUUUCAAGUUUCAUCUGUGUAAACUGACACUGUGCUGUUUAGUUUUACGAAUUAUAUUUAUUGUUCAAUUUAUAAGUAUGAAUUUUUAAUAAUCAACAGGUUCAUACAAAACUGCAAUAAUAUUCUGUGACAUUUAGAAUUUUAAUAUGAAGGGAAUUUAUUGAUAAAUUUAUACAUUUCGAAGUUCAAAAAAUCUAAGCUAAAAAUUUAAAUUAUUUUAUUCUUAAUGCAUCAUCAUAAAGAUCACAUAGAAUGCUUGAGGAAGUAUAUAUAUAAACAUCUUCACAAUUAAACAAUAGCUCUACUAAAUGCAUACCAAGAGUAGCUUUGUCUACGUCAAAAUCACACAAUGAAUACAUAAUUAGGACAUUAUGGGCGCCAAUUACUCACUUAAUAUGUCACGAUGAGUUGUGUGUUGACUCUCUAGAGUAUCUGCGUUUUUAUAUGAAGUUCCAUUUGCGAUAGCUUGGCCUCGCUUCGAAAUAAACUCAGCCAUUUUUCCAUUCGAAAACCAAUAUUAUUAUGUUUGCCGGUGGCCGCUUCUUGUGGAAUCCAUUUUGGACGCGUUGCUUAGCAACAGUGGCGUGGUGGAAUCACUGACCUGUGAAAUUUUUAGGAAAUUUUGCAUGUCUUGUGAUUAUGUUUGUUUCUAACUUUCUAUAUUUAUUUGUUUUUCUGUAUUACAUUUGGUAUGCAAAUGAAACCAGAGAUAUUUCAUUUAUAGUAAGAAAAUGAGAUGAAUGUGUAUUUGAAAAUAGAAAAAUGAAACACUUAACAGGCCAUGAUAAGAGUUCAGUUUACCCGCUUCCUAAGCAUAGAAAGAAAAAAUCUGAUUCAAAAUUAAAAUAUUUGAUAGGUUAAUACUACAGAAUGAAAGGAGGAAAGACGGAAAGUCUCAAAAUUGAUUUCUUCAGUAAUAUCCAGGUAAUAUCUUGGAAUUUUGUGGUAGAAUUUAUGGAAAUUUGACCAAAAAAUCUGGAAACACCAAUUUUGUCCUCUGACAUCCCUUGAUAUCCUCUAAUUCCAAUAUGGCGGAAAAGUUGGAAAAAUUAGAUUUGUUGUUUCUGUGAAAGAAAAACUCGUUUUAUUAUGAAAGGGAGUGUUGAAAAGGCUAAAAAGAAGCAUGAUGUUGUAGUACCAGGUGAAUUCCUUGGCUCAGCCGAAGAAUAUAAGUCUGGAGAAGGAACAUAUGUGAGAUUUUGUCAAGUUUAUGCAAACCGGUCUGGAUUCAAGGUGGUAGAAAAACCGAACGAAAAUGUAUGUUUAAACGUUUGGCAAUGUGAAUUAUAUGAUUUACACCAUGUUAACGCAUUAAGCUGCAUUGCGCCCAUGCACACUACUUUAUUGUUUGCUGCGCUAAUAGAGUCGUCUCGAUGGAUAUAAACUCAUUAUUAAAUGCCAGCGCUCUUUAUAUGCCAGCGCUCUGACAUCAGGCAGAGUAAAAUAAUAAAGUAGGGAUGCAUUUGGGUGCACUGCAACUUAAUGAUUAAAAUGAAUUCAGAAAAUGAAUGCAAUUUCUAUCUGAUUUGGGUUUAGGAAAGUGUAAUAAGUGUUAUACGAGAUAAACACAGUCAAGUUUUACCCACUAUUGGUGCAGUUGUGACUGCGAAGGUAUGGUUCAUAUCUCAUUUAAGCCUCCCAUAUGAUAUCACAAUCAUGGAAUAUAAGGCCAGAAUGAUGUUGAAACAUUAGUACACUAAAAUUUGAACAGCACUAUUGUUGCAAUAUAUUUAAAAGUUAAAUUUUUUUGCAUUUUAUUACAUUUCUUUUUGCAAUUUUGCAAAUAAAAUGUCCCAAUACACACAGGUUACUGGAGUGAAUACAAGGUUUUGUAAACUGGCAAUUCUUGCUGUCGAAGGAUGUCCUCUGAAUGAACCAUUUCGUGGAACUUUGAGAAAGGAAGACAUUCGGGCUACUGAAAAAGAUAAAGUUGAAAUUUACAAAUCCUUUCGUCCUGGUGACAUUGUGCAAGCAAGAGUGAGUUCAUUGGGUGAUUCACAUUCAUAUUCCUUAUCAACUGCUGAGAAUGAACUUGGUGUGAUUUUUGCCAUGAGUGAAGCAGGUGAAAACCAGUUAUUUCUUCUUUAUUACUUCAAUUUUGAAUGUCAAAAUUAGUGGCUGGUAGUCAAUAAUUUCUGAAAGUUGUUAAAUGAUAGCUGAAUAACUGUGUUACAAAGUUGUAACAAUACUUUUUUAACCAUGAAAGCAUUGGUAGGCCGAAAAACACAGAACUAAGAUUUUCUGCUAUGACAGAAGGAUCCUAGGAAGAAAAAUGUUAAGGCCUAAAAAAAAUACCUGUGGUUCCGGUUUCAUAUUGCGAAAAAAUUAGGGUCGGUAGAUACAUAAAUAAUUUUUUUUAAAUAUUUUUUUCAUGUUUUUUUCAAUAAUUAGUGUGACAACAGACCCAUUUUGGCAGCAGCCCACAACCACCCGAAGAAAAUAUGGUUGCACGGUCAAUUGAGUUAGAAAAAUAAUAGGGUCAGCAGAAAAAAAUAGGGUUGGUCGGGAACCGGAACCACAGGUUUUUUUUUACGCCUAAUGCAAUAUUUGCCUGCCAUGCAGGCUGGACAGUUGUUAUUAGUGUUAAAAACUCUUGUUUUUCCACAAUUUUUAAGUAUGUAGAAUAUGCCAUGUUAAAAACCUAGCAAGAUGAAUAUAUAUUCUCUUUGGUUGUUUUCAAAUCACAAUUUAGUUCAGAUGACAGAUUUCAAAUCACAGAUGACUAUUAUUGUUAUAAGUGUCCGUUCAGUUAUGUCAGGUCAAGACAACAUUAAUGUCAUCUUUAAGAAUUUUCCAAUGUAGAGGAAUUAUACCUGACAAAUUGCAGGAAAAAAGUCCUGAAGAUUCAACAAAUGACAAGCACUAGACUUAGACGUUGCUGAUUUCAUUUUUGUUAAAGGGGCAUCAAUGAUUCCCAUUAGCUGGAAAGAAAUGCAAUGUCCUGAAACAAAGGCAAAGGAAUUUCGAAAAGUAGCAAAAGUACAGCAGCAAUAGCAGUAGCAGACAAUGAAUGCUGAUCCUAUCCAAGGGCAAGGUAUUUGAAAGAUAGAAGAGAAAGGUAAUUAUGGCCUUUUGAAAUUAGAAAGGCUAUUAAGUGAACAGUUGUUGCAGUAGGUUGUUUUGGAAUUCAAAUGAGGACAAGCCAAACUUUUGAUCAACCAUAUGUGCUUGCUGUUUAUGGGACAAUACAUUUACACAAUUUAAAUUUCUGUGUACACUACAGACUUAAUAUUGAGCCCAAAAGAUGCAGUUUUGUAAUAAAAAUCUAGAAAAUUCCAAAAAUUUGUUUUGGAUUUUAACACUUUUGUAUGCAGUGACCUUAGGCUUAGCCUACCUUACUUAGCUUAGUGGUGUAAAAACCACGGUUGAAUCACAUGUAAACCAAAUGAACCAUUUGUCCUAAAUAUAUAGGCAAUAAAACAAACAUUUUUACGUGUUCGC